Falco peregrinus (peregrine falcon) is the source of this 5619-nucleotide messenger RNA. RefSeq names its product regulation of nuclear pre-mRNA domain containing 1A (gene RPRD1A). The record is from RefSeq and is a predicted model, not a curated record. Gene Ontology annotation, cellular component: RNA polymerase II, holoenzyme. Gene Ontology annotation, biological process: mRNA 3'-end processing. The transcript is spliced from 7 exons. Lineage: Eukaryota; Metazoa; Chordata; Aves; Falconiformes; Falconidae. The coding region runs from base 187 to 1122 and encodes 311 amino acids. Gene Ontology annotation, molecular function: RNA polymerase II C-terminal domain binding.
GGGCGACUCUCCGGGAGGCUCGGCCGCCGCCAUUUUGUUAGCGCCGGGCUGCCGGGGCGCGCGGAAGUGGCGGCCGGCGAGGCGGGAAGGGACGGGGCUCAGCCGGCUCCUCCCCCGCUGGGGCGGAGAGGCGGGGACUGAGCGCGGCCGAGCAGGGCUGGCGGCGGGGCCGAGCGCGGCCCAGCAAUGUCGGCGUUCUCGGAGGCGGCGCUGGAGCGGAAGCUGUCGGAGCUGAGCAACUCGCAGCAGAGCGUGCAGACCCUGAGCCUGUGGCUCAUCCACCACCGCAAACACUCGGCGCUCAUCGUCAGCGUGUGGGAGCGGGAGCUGCGAAAAGCAAAACCAAAUAGGAAGCUGACAUUCCUGUACUUGGCCAAUGAUGUCAUACAGAACAGCAAAAGGAAAGGACCAGAAUUUACAAAAGACUUUGCUCCAGUAAUAGUGGAGGCUUUUAAGCAUGUUUCAAGUGAGUCUGAUGAGAGUUGUAAGAAACACCUUGGCCGAGUGCUCUCUAUCUGGGAAGAAAGGUCUGUUUAUGAAAAUGAUGUAUUAGAACAACUUAGGCAAGCGUUGUAUGGAGAGAGGAAGGUGAGGAAGCGCACAUAUGAACAGAUAAAAGUUGAUGAAAAUAACUGUUCACCUCGAAGUUCUCCCACUGACCCUCCACAGACCACAGAUCUCAUUAGAGCAUUACAAGAACUAGAAAACGCUGCCUCUGGGGAUGCAGCAGUUCAUCAGAGAAUAGCUUCUUUGCCUAUAGAGGUCCAAGAUGUGUCCCUGUUAGACAGAAUAACAGAUAAGGAAUCUGGAGAGCAACUUUCCAAAAUGGUAGAUGAUGCAUGUAUGUUGCUGGCGGAUUACAAUGGCAGGUUGGCAGCUGAAAUAGAUGAUAGAAAACAGCUAACUCGAAUGUUGUCAGACUUUCUCCGUUGUCAAAAAGAAUUCCUUGCAGAGAAAGAACAUAAGCUGGAAGAGUACAAACGCAAGCUAGCCAGAGUGUCCCAAGUACGGAAAGAACUCAGGUCACGCAUCCAGAACCUGCCUGAUCUCUCUCGACUUCCCAAUGUCACGGGCAGCCACGUACACCUACCAUUUGCAGGAGACAUCUACAGCGAUGAUUGAUUACAAAAAUAUCCUUCCAUAACCUCUACUUUUCUGUGAAAUGAGGGGUAGGUCAGACUGAUUGGUACUCUUGUAGUAUUAUUUUUGUAUAUUGUUGGAGACUGUCAGUAAAAAUACUCUAAUAAUUUAUAAAAAAUGGUUUAAAAAGUUGCUUUGUUUACUAUUUUAUUGGUGAGUGAAGAUAAGGGUACAUUUAUAAAAGUGGCACUGUGUCUAUUACAUUGAAGAAUGGAUAAUUAUCUUAUCUUUUGUAAAGAUUUUAGUUGGGUGCCCUGUAAAAAAACAUGCUAAGAUUUUUCUUAUGUACCCUGUAUUAAAUGUAGAUCAACAUAUAUUCAACACAUACUUCUAACUCGAGACAUUUCAGUUGCUAGUGAGGGAGUGAAAUGUGGAAAUCACAAGCUUAUGCUUGCAAGAAGGUUGAUGCAAUUUAAUGCAAAAUUAAAAAUUAUCUUCCUGUCGCAUUAACAUUUAAAUUGCCCACUCCCAAAACAAGUCAGGUGGGUUUUUUUGAAGUAAAUGUUAGUAAUUAAUUUUGUAUUGGAAGAUAUAAACCACGUUACACUGAGCAGAUCUUUUAAUAACUCAAAACAUUGCAAUAUUCCAGUAUCAUUUAAAAGUUAGCAUAGGAAACUAUACAGUCGACCAGUUUAAUUAUGUUUCAAAAAUUUAACUUUCUUGUUACAGCUGCUUAAUUUCUAAAUUGAGGGACCAUUCAUUUGUACUCUAAUCCCUUUCUGGAACCUCUGUCUCCAUCUAAAAAGGUUAAUCCCAGAAAUGUGAAGCCAUUUUACAACUUUAAUUAAAUUGAAAGGUCAUUCUCAAAACUGUCCCAAUUGUUAAAUUCCCUUUAUUAAAAUUUGACAAUGCUAUGUACCAUCCAUAUAUGCAGCAACAGGAUGAUACAGCCAUGCUGUACAUGCUCUUCCACUGAGAAACCCCAGAGGCGAGCAUGGGCUUCCAGCCCCCCACCUCGACCUGCUCUGGCAAACAUUUCUAGAUCUUGAUCAUUUUUUCUCACAGAGCAGGAGGAGACAGUUCAGGCCUACAUAUAAGUCAAACAGUGGAAAAUUAUUGCCAAGUGUCUGUUUAUAAAAAUGUCCUUUGCAUGGAACAAACGUGGUAUUUGUCUACAGGUCGCUAGCUGAAGUUGAGAAAAGUCCUUUUUACCAUAUUAUGCUCCAGCUUUUAAGUUCACCUAAAAACUUAAAGAUACAGGCAUCUAGCAGUUUGCCAGGAAGUUUAGGCUUUUCAGUCAAUUGGAAUGAGGCACGUAACUGUUGAGUGAUUUAAAAGAUACCUACCUGUACCUUUGGCAUUUAGGUGACCUUAAAAACCUGGGCUACAAUUGUUUGAGUCGGAUAUAUCAUCGGAGUAUUUAAUGAUUGCAUUUUGCUCCUGGGUUUGCACUUGUCAGUUUUGGGGUUUUUUUUUUACAUCAGUUAAGUACACAGUUUACAAGUUUAAUGCUCCUCACAUGAAAGCACAUUUUUUUUUUGGAAAAUCUGUUCUUCCUUUUCAAAAACCACAAUUCAAAACAGUUCUGGAGUGAAAUUGUUGGAUGGUGAUCUGUCACUAGCUACUGACUUCUACAGUGCUAAUCACUAGAAUACUUGUUGGAUGUGAAUGGAGAAUAACCUUUCUCAUUAAAAUGGACAGACUUGGACAUAAGCACCUCAGUCCAGUUACCUUUUUUCAUGGAAGUUGCCAUGAAUUAGACCUCAGUAAAGUAUAGAAAAUCCCCUAAAAGAUAAAAAUACAAGCUGUUGACAUAACGUUCCAUAGCAUGCAAUGUAAAAUGCUAAUUUCAUCAAAAAUUUCUGACAGAUAGGAAUGCUGAACAUAGUUCAUCACAGCUCACUAGCUGUCCAAAAAUUUGUACAUUUUGAGUGGCAAUUUUCCACUCUGUAGGAAAAAACAGCUAACUAUAAUGAAUCCAGAGGAGUGUUUCUUUAAAGUCUAAUAUGCAAAAUUCAGUAACACUUAUUGGCAUCCUUUCAGUGUAGGUUCUUGAUAAGAAAAGGAAUUUUCAGGUACAAUUUUAAUGUGUAAAAUAUUUCUGUUCUAGUAGGUUACAUUCAGCUCCUGAAUUCUUAUAGACAUGUACGUGCAUUACAGCUGCAGUUAAAGCUCAGUCUUGCUAAAGAAUAGCACCAAAUUUGUGAUAAAUAUUAAACCAGCUUAAUCUAUUAAGAAUUACAGAACCAUUUGUAAAACAAGAAGGAUAAGUAGUUCAUGGUUGAAUCCCACCCAUGGAAAACUAAAUUUGUACCCAGAGGUGAUUAUAAGUGCAGCAGCAUGACUUGUUUAGAGUGCAUUGAAGGAUCUAAGUCUUGGAUACUCAGAACCAUAGGGAAUUAAGCUUAAACAGUCUUUUGCUACCUUAAUUAGAAUUGAUUAUAAUAACAAAGUUGAAUGCUGAAUUUCCUUGAUCUCUCAAGAGUAUCAAAAAUGACACAACACUUACUUCACUAGACUUGUUUUUCUAUACAUAACUCUUUGUGGUAAUGUCGCUUAUCUACAGAUAAUGUGGAACUGAUAAAAGAAUGAGGAAAAAUCUCAACUUCUUCUGGAUGUAUAUAAGUUUUAAUUUUGAGAGAGUGCUAUUUUCUGGAUAUAUUUUACUUUAUUUUACUGUGAAAUUGUUUACUUCAAGGAAUAUUUCAUAGCUGGGUUUUUGGAAAUGAUCCCUCAACUUUGUUUAGAAAAGAGGACUUGCGGUCACUCUUGUGGCAAGUGUCAUAUAUUAGUGGCUCAAUGGUACAUUGGUUUUUUAUUUAUAUGGGAAAGGCAUCAGGUAUCAACUAGUUAGAAGAUUUAUGUUGUAACUGUAAUAGUGUAGCAGGAGAUAACAUGGUAUGAUACAAACGCAGCCCUGUAGUAUCAAAAAAUACCUCCAAAUCCUCAGGUUCCAAAAUUUAACGUACGUACUUCUGAUGUCUCAGGAAGAAAAGGGGCUGGGUGGGGGUAGGAAGGGAGCCUAGGAGCUGGAAGGGAGGAGAACACCCCCGGCUGGAAAUGAAAAGCAAAACAAAUGUCAACUUUUGUCAAAACAGAAGUUAACAGUGUGAAACUGGGCAGCACCAUGUUUUAGCUGUAGGUGGGAUUAGACAAUAGAACUGCUUUGGGGCAUUACCACCCUGGGAAAGAAAAUGUGUGGGUGUACCCUGCUGGUCUCUUCUAAUGUGGUCUGACUCUACUCAAACCAGAAUACCCACUCUGCAAAAGGCACAAUUAUAAAAUAUCUGAACUUUUUUAUCUCAUAAUAAAAGCCUAGUAAUUAGAUUAUUUGCUUCACUAUAUUGCACUUUUAUUGAACGUUCUCUGAAAAAAGCAAAGAGAUUUGCCAUGUGAGAAUGCUUACCUUGGAGGUCACUGGGACUGCUUGUAUAUUCUAGCAUUUGCAGGCUCAGGCUGUUUUUGCAGAAUGUUUUGAAAGAUAUCAGGAAUAUUACCCCACUUCUGUGGUCUUAAAAAUAAAUGUGAAGUCCUUAGUUACAAAAAUUACCAUUCUUAGAAAUUGUGUUUCAUUACUCCUUUUGAAAAAUAAACUACAGCCUGCAGUGACAUUAGCUUGUCUGUUUCACUCCAUUAAUGUUUGUAUUAAUAUAUUAAACUACCCACGUUAAUCCCCAGUAACACAACCCAAACCACAUGAUUAUGUAUUUUUAUCUGAGUAGUCUGAAUGUCAAACUGAGAGCUUUCAUUAUGAUAAAAUUACAUUCCUGUUUACCUGAAACUUAAAAAGACAAUGUGUUAGGACUUCCACAGACUAAUACUGCUCUCACAAGUCAGUGGUUACUCAGUCUGGUACUUCAAUAAUGACCCAAAACACAUACAUAGGAUGCAGUAGCCCCCUGUGCAGAUGACCGUGGAAGACAUGGAUAGGCUGGAUUGGGCCUCUAGAGAAGAGCUGGAUUUCAGCCUUUUCAAAUGUGAGCGAAUAGAUUCACAAGUGUGGGGGGUUUUCAGUGGAAAAAUUACUGAAGUAGACAACCAGCACGUCUAAAAUUUGAUGGUUACAUUUAUAAAUAUUUAGGGCGAGCUCUGCUCAUUCAUGCAUAUGAUCACAGUGACUAUUUCUGCAAGUAAAGAAAGCAGACCUAAGUAUAGUGUCUGAAGUGGAAUUUAUUUUUUUUUUUAAUGAAUGACCAAUUUUGCCUCGGCUCCUAUUUCAGUGUGUCAUUUAUCUUGAUUAAGUAGUAAAUCUCUUCCAUCUUGUUAUUUAGAAAUCUGAUUUCAUCUUUACAAUAUUUAAAGUAUCCUACUAAGCAUGAUGUUUUUGUGGGAAUUUGCAAAAGUUCAAUAGCACUCAUUAUUUGUUUGCAACAGAAAUAGACUCGUUUAUUAAAAGCUAACAAGUUUGAAAUGUAAAGAUGUUUCAUUAUUGUGCUUUUCUGACAGAACGUGUAAUCCUUGUGUAAUUUAUGUCCUCAGAAUAACACCUGUAUGUACGCUCUUUCAUAUUUAAUAGAAUAAAAUGUUGUUGUAAAAACA